AUGGCCACUGAAAACGAACCUGAGCUUUUACAAAACUUGGUGGACUCAUUCCACACACUUCUCGACGAAGCUCUCAUUGUGGCUAUAGCAAGCGACUACAACCUCAAGAGUCCAUCUGCUUAUAAACAGGCGCAAGCUACUCUACAAGACUUGGCGAAAAGUGUUCCCUCGGAGGAGGCCUCUGGCUUCAAUCCCAGCGGUAUCCCCCAAGGACCUGAAGGAGAGGCGCAACUUGUUCAAGAUGAGCCGACAGCAACGUCAACGACCAGCGCAAGUCGUCGGACAUCGCAGGCCCACAUCACAGACAAGUCAAGCACAGAUAAUUCAUCAUGUGUGCCAGAUUCGCCGAGUCUUAUGCCUCGGUUGACAACAUUCAACCAAGACAGCGAAGAGGAUAAGCUCCUCUUGUUACAGAGCAUGUUUGCCGAUCUGAAGCAAUUUGACAUUCAGUAUGCGCUAAAAAAGGCCAAUGGGGAAUUUCAGACUGCGCUGGAUGAUCUCCUGAAUGUGCAGUAUUUACAGUCUACCGGUCAACAGAUAAAGGGUAUCGAUGGGUUCUUUGAACUAGAAAAUGGCAGGAGUAAGGGCAGGAAGAAAAAAAAGGGAAAGAAAAAGGUCGCAUCAGAUGCAGAUCAGUCAAGUGAUGGUACAUCAUCUCCUAGCAUUGCCAGCGAAACACAAAGCCAGGAUGAAAUCGAGUACGUAGCUGAGAGAUUCGGCAUUCGAUCCGAUCAAGUAUCCCCCAUCUACUACAAACUCCAGUGCUCCAAAGGCGCUACUGUCGUCGAGCUCCUCAACCAGUACAUCUCCCAUGGCAUCGAAACCCAAGAUGAAAGCGGCAAAGAAAGUGCCGAGCGCCUAGCGCAAAAUUAUCGGCACGUCCCUGAAAAGUACAUGCCUACCAUUGUCCAUGUUGCCGGAUCUAUUCCCCAGUUCGCAGACGACAUCGCCGCUCUUCUCAACAAGUAUUUCUCAAGGCAACCCAAAGCCAAAAAGAUGGAUCUUUCGUAUCGCCUCACGCCCCUCCCGCAGGAGGACAUCGAAGGCGGAGAUGUGAUAGUUUCCCCUCGUCCGGGCGCCAAGCCGGCAGUUGGACUGGUUGCAAAGCCAUCGCCCAUAAGUGAUAUGAACUAUGAAGAAGCCAUGAGCCGAGCAAACACGUUUCACCAGGCGCGCCGCGAUGCCGCAGCGUCUGCGGCGCAAAUGCAUCGCCGGGGUGCAUCUAGUCCGCUUUUCAGACAGGCAGCCAGCUAUUACUCCGACCGGGCUCGGGAACAGGGCCGAUACGCCCAGAGUGCCACAUCCACAGCUGCCGAUAUUCUCGUUGACCAACGAAGCACGGCUUCCUCCAUCGACCUACACGGUGUUUUAGUACAAGAUGGAGUGAGAAUCUCGCGGCAAAGGGUCCAAGAGUGGUGGGGUGGAUUGGGAGAAAUGAGAGCAAAAAAGCUGAGAGAAGACGGCGGUUUUACCGUGAUUACUGGUCUAGGCCGCCAUAGUGCCAGUGGCGUGUCACAGAUGCGGCAGGCUGUCGCAGCGGCCUUGCUGCAGGAUGGAUGGAAGCUGAGCGUCGAGACGGGGAGGUUCGUGGUUACCGGGCGAAGAUAG
This is a messenger RNA of Metarhizium brunneum ARSEF 3297, 1608 nucleotides long. RefSeq names its product Smr domain-containing protein (gene SmrP). The record is from RefSeq and is a predicted model, not a curated record. Gene Ontology annotation, molecular function: endonuclease activity. NCBI's taxonomy places the organism in Eukaryota, Fungi, Ascomycota, Sordariomycetes, Hypocreales, Clavicipitaceae. Gene Ontology annotation, cellular component: nucleus.